AUGGCCAUCAAGUCCCCUCUCGGGCUGCCUUCCCCUCGCAUGCCGCACUACAUCGUCAACUAUCUCAGCGGAUACGCCAACAUCCCAGUCGAGGCUUUCAUCGAUUUCUCCGCCAUGGUCCCCCCGCCGCUCCUCUCCUCCAUUCUCUUUCUCCCCAGGGAAUUCGUGGAGGCACUGGUCGAGCGCAUAACAGGCAUGGACAUCAAGUCUCCUCUCGGGCUGCCCUCCCCUCGCAAGCCGCACUACAUCAUCAACUUUCUCCCCGGAUACGCCUACCUCGCCAAUCUCGAGGCCUUCAUCGAUUUCUCCGCCAUGGCCCCCCCGGCGCUCCUCUCCUCCAUUCUCGAUGGCAACUCUGCCUCUUUGCCGCCUGUCUUUUUCAACAAUGACUUGCGUGUGGGCACUGUGAUGGUGGUGCCUAUAUUCCGCCAUCUCGUCCCCGAGAACGCAACACUGGAGCAGCGGAGGGCGAGUGUGAGUCCCACCGCAUGGACCGACCUCAGCUAUAUGGGCAACGAGCUACAAGACGUUCUUCACCUGCUGCAUAACGACAGCAGCGCCAGCUCCUAUUCUAUCGCCCUGUACGACACCACCGACCCGAAGCAGCCCAUUCAGGUGCUCGGCCCGGAUCCAGUCAAGAUGGAGAGCGGCACCCUCUUCCCUUACGUGCUGCCGGGCCCUGUCGUGCCUUACCCCAAGCACAUCGAGUCGUUUCCUGACGACCUGCUGGACCGCAAAUACGAGGCACACUGCAGGUUUGAGGGCCCUUACCCCAGUUGGGACCUGGUUGUUGCUCCCAUGCUGCUAGGCCUGCUGGUGCUGGUGGUAGCCGUGCUGCUGUCUCUCGUGAUUGCCGUGCUGGCAUGGAAGAGGCGGCAGAUGGCGGAGGGGGUGAGAGAGAUGCAGCUGUGUACGGCGGCGCUGGAGAGGGCCGAGAAGUCCAAGAGUGAGACGGUGGCCAACACGUCUCAUGAGCUGCGCACGCCACUCAUCGGCGUGAUAGGCAUGAUAGAGGAGCUGCUGGAGUCGCAACUGGAAGAGUGGCAACGUGAGGAUCUAAGGAUCGCGAGGGCGUGUGCGGGCGAGACGGUGGAGCUGAUCAACCGAGUGCUGGACCUCGCCAAGUUGCAGGCAGGACGGCUGCAGCUCGAGACCCUCCCCUGCUGCCUGCGCCGCAUUGUGCACGAGGCCAUUUCAGCCACUUCAGCAGUUGAUGAACAGAUAGCACCGGGAAAGAAUCUGCAAGUGACAUGCCACGUGGAGGAGAGUGUGCCGGAUGUGCUCAUGGGGGAUCCGACUCGCCUGGCGCAAGUCGUUGAGGAGCUCACAGCCCACGCCAUGCACAAGGCUGCUGGUGGCUGUGUGGCCUUCCAGGACAGCCGCAUCCCUCCCCCACUUCUUUUUGAGUCGACUCAGAAAUCGUGUCUGUCUGUCCUGUUGUCCCCUUGCCCCCACCUCUCCCCUGCAGCCCACGCCAUGAGCAACCUUGCUGGUGGUCAAGUGGCCUUCCACGUCUGCUGCAUCCCUCCCCCGCCUCUCCCACAUGCCUCAACAAGCCGAUUCCAUCUCCCCUGCGCAUCUGCUAGUGCCGCCGUUUCCCCUGCCUCACUACCUCCUCACGCCUCCUCCUCACACCACCUCCCUUCGGGCUCCCCCGCGUGGCACCAGCUGUCUGCUUGUGUGCGCCGCUUCCCACCUUCCACCCAUCUGGCACGCCUCCCACAGCGCCACGUUGCAAGAGGCAACAGGGGGGGGGCAGGGCAGACAGGGGCUACUUCUGAGCUGCCUCACGAGUCGUCCCUGACCCACCUCUCGCGUUUUCUCCAGCGCAUGGGGGCUUCAGGCACAGGGGGUUCAAAGAAAGCAAGUGUGGGGGAGGAGGGUGAGGAGGCACAGGGUGGGAGUGGGCAUGGGCGGUUGGAGGAGGAGGUGAGGGAGUGGGUGGAGGGAGUGUGUGCGGCAAGAGAGGAGGGCGAGUGGAUGGUGGUGAUGGCGUGUGAAGACUCGGGCGGUGGUAUACUACCCGAGGAGCUGCGGUGGGUGCUGGACCCAUAUGGGGACUCCCACCACGCCGCUGCAGCACACCCUUCUCGUGCCAGUGUUGCGGGUUCAGCCGGCGGUGAUGGCAACGACAACGACGGCGAUGACACCAAGGAUACUUUCUUCCCCCACCUCUUCAGUCGCCGGGGCAGCAGGGCAGCAGCAACUGCCGCUCUCACGCACGACCAGAGGUCGGCUGCUCGCCCCCGCUGGACGCCCUACCCCGUCCGCUUCCUGCUCUCCACCGCGCUUGUGGCUGAGAUGCGGGGAGACAUGGCAGUGCUGUCACACGCCGCCACAGGCACCACCAUUCUGCUGGCUCUGCCCAUGGGGGGAGGGGAGGACAGCGGCAGCUUCGACGAUUGGGGGGAAGAUGAGGAGAGUGGUGGUGAAAGGGAUGGGUGCGGGUCAGGGAGUGACCGGGAGAGUGUGGAAUUUGCGAGUGUUGCAAUGCAGGCACCUGGGCAGGAGCAGGCAAGCCUGCAGGAGCAUCCACCUGGGCAGCAGCAGCAGCAGCAGCAGCAGCAGCAGCAGCAGCAGCAGCAAGCAUCUGGGCAGCAGCAGCAGCAGCAGCAGCAGCAGCAGCAAGCAUCUGUGGAGCAGCAGCAGCAGCAGGCACCUCUGCAACAGCGGGCAGCACGAGCGCACUCUCACUCUCACCUCGAGCCGCAAGCUGGCAUAGUCGAAUCCUUGGAGCGUGCAGUAGAAGCGGACAGGGUAUUGCCAGCAGAGGAAAAGUCAGUGGCAGUGGUGGGAAAGGCUGGGCGGCGGGCAGCACGGUUGCAUUCGAUCCCGAAAUCCCGCUCUCACACGGACGGCAUGGGAGACUCAGAGGAGGAGGAAAAGUCAGUGGCAGUGGUGGGAAGGGCAGGGCAGCAGGCAGCACGGUCGCAUUCGCUCCCGAAACCUGGGCAGCAGCAGGCAAGCCUGCAGCAGCAUCCAUUUGGGCCGCAGCAGGAGCCUCUGCAGCAGCGGGCAGCACGAGCCCACUCUCGCAGGGCGGGGCCGCGGAUAGCACAGUCGCACUCGCUCCCGAAACCCCACUCCCAGACACGAGCUGGCAUAUUCGAAUCCUUGGAGCGUGCAGGAGAGGCGGACAGGGUGUUGCCAGCAGUGGCGGCAGCGGCACCAGAGGAGGGGGUGUUUCCAGCACGGUCGCACUCGCUCCCGAAACCCCUCUCCCACACGGACGGCAUGGGAGACACGGAGGGGGGGCAGGUUCGUGCAGUGGCGGCAUGUCAAACUGUAUCAGGCCGGAGAAUAACACGGGCGCAAUCGCUCCAACAGCUGCACGCGCACGGGGAGCGUGCAGCAGGGGAGGCGGAGGCGCUGGUGCGAGCGGCGGUGGCGGGGCGGGGGGUGGCGGUGGUGGAUGACAACGCGGUGAACCGCAUGGUGGCCCGCAGAACGCUGCAGGGCUACGGGGCGCACGUGCUGCUGCUUCCCUCUGGGGAGGAGGCGCUGCAGGCGCUCUCGAAUGCAACGCCCUCUGCACCGCCCAUCCAGCUGCUGCUGCUUGAUCUCCACAUGCCGCCUGGCAUCGACGGAUUCGAAACGGCUCGUCAGAUCCGAGCAAUGGAGAGCACACAGUGUAGCAGCAGCAAGGCAGCACACCAGAUGCCAGAGGGAGACAAUGCUGCCACUGAUGCAGCAGCAGCAGCAACAGCAGCAGCCGAAACAGCAGCAGCGGCAGCAGCAAGUGCAAUUGAUGCAAGCACAUCAGUAGCACAAGAGCGCCUUUGCAUAAUAGCAUUAACAGCUGAUUUGGAUGUGGGAGUGAAGCGAGCGUGCUUGGAGGCCGGGAUGGAUGGGGCAGUGAGGAAGCCGAUUGUGGCACAGGAACUGCUAGGGGCACUCAUUACAGCAGGGUUUGGAGCCGGCGUGUGCUGA
Closterium sp. Naga37s-1 is the source of this 3930-nucleotide messenger RNA. NCBI's taxonomy places the organism in Eukaryota, Viridiplantae, Streptophyta, Zygnematophyceae, Desmidiales, Closteriaceae. The record is from the annotation of a GenBank genome assembly.